Molecule: messenger RNA, 2396 nt
Organism: Balaenoptera musculus (blue whale)
Lineage: Eukaryota; Metazoa; Chordata; Mammalia; Artiodactyla; Balaenopteridae
Gene: NMT2
Product: N-myristoyltransferase 2
Exons: 12
Coding region: 57-1553 (498 amino acids)
Biological process (GO): N-terminal peptidyl-glycine N-myristoylation
Cellular component (GO): cytoplasm
Molecular function (GO): glycylpeptide N-tetradecanoyltransferase activity
Source: RefSeq, a predicted model, not a curated record
CGCGCCGGCCCCCCGCGCCCGCUGUCCGGAGCGCCGCCCCAGCCCGCGCCGCCGCGAUGGCGGAGGACAGCGAGUCCGCGGCCAGCCAGCAGAGCCUGGAGCUGGACGACCAGGACACGUGCGGGAUCGACGGGGACAAUGAGGAGGAGACGGAGCACGCCAAGGGAAGUCCCGGAGGUGAUUUGGGUGCCAAAAAGAAAAAGAAGAAACAGAAGAGAAAAAAGGAGAAACCGAAUUCCGGAGGCACCAAGUCAGACUCGGCAUCUGAUUCCCAGGAGAUUAAAAUUCAGCCGCCUUCAAAAAAUCCCACCAUUCCAAUGCAGAAGUUGCAGGAUAUCCAGAGGGCAAUGGAGCUGUUAUCCGCAUGCCAGGGCCCCGCCAGGAACAUUGAUGAGGCUGCCAAACACAGAUACCAGUUUUGGGACACGCAGCCGGUACCCAAACUAAAUGAAGUAAUAACAUCUCAUGGCGCAAUUGAAGCUGAUAAAGAAAACGUGCGUCAAGAACCGUAUUCCCUGCCGCAGGGUUUUAUGUGGGACACUUUAGAUUUGGGUAACGCCGAAGUGCUCAGGGAGCUGUACACGCUGCUGAAUGAGAAUUACGUGGAAGAUGACGACAACAUGUUCCGGUUUGACUAUUCGCCCGAGUUCCUGCUGUGGGCUCUGCGGCCCCCAGGCUGGCUCCUCCAGUGGCACUGUGGAGUCAGGGUGUCUUCGAACAAAAAACUAGUGGGGUUCAUCAGCGCCAUUCCCGCGAACAUUCGGAUCUACGACAGUGUGAAGAAGAUGGUCGAAAUCAACUUUCUUUGUGUUCAUAAGAAAUUGAGAUCAAAACGGGUAGCCCCAGUGUUGAUUCGAGAAAUAACCAGAAGAGUGAACCUGGAAGGGAUUUUCCAGGCCGUUUAUACCGCUGGAGUGGUUCUUCCGAAGCCAGUGGCCACAUGCAGAUACUGGCAUCGAUCACUAAACCCCAGAAAAUUGGUAGAAGUGAAAUUUUCUCACUUGAGUAGAAAUAUGACUUUGCAGAGAACAAUGAAGCUGUACAGACUUCCAGAUGUUACAAAAACUUCAGGCUUGAGGCCAAUGGAACCAAGAGAUAUCAAAGCUGUUCAAGAACUAACCAACAGUUACCUGAAGCAGUUUCAUCUAGCCCCGGUGAUGGAUGAAGAGGAAGUAGCCCACUGGUUCCUCCCCCAAGAGCACAUCAUUGACACUUUUGUAGUGGAGAACUCCAGUGGUAAACUAACUGACUUCCUGAGCUUCUACACGCUCCCCUCCACAGUCAUGCAUCACCCCGCUCACAAGAGCCUCAAAGCCGCCUACUCCUUCUACAAUAUCCACACAGAGACGCCACUGCUGGACCUCAUGAACGACGCGCUUAUCAUCGCCAAGCUGAAAGGAUUUGAUGUAUUCAAUGCGCUAGAUUUGAUGGAAAAUAAGACAUUCUUGGAAAAACUCAAGUUUGGCAUAGGCGAUGGCAAUUUACAGUAUUACUUGUACAACUGGAGGUGUCCAGGGACAGAGUCCGAAAAGGUUGGACUCGUAUUACAGUAGAUGGAUAUUUCUAUUUCUAGAACUCUGAUGUCAUCAUUUGUUAAUAUCCUAGUUAAUGAUUCCUGGAACUGCCAUUCCAAAGAAUAAAAGCACAACCUAAGUGACAUCGAAGUGUCAGUAACAGAAAAGAUGGAAAAACAUCCACUGGUGACCAAUAGAACACAUUUCUAGCUAGAAUGUUAACAUUCAUCCUUUUUUUCACUGUUGACCCAUUUGUAGGAGGGAUGGAAGGAGGAUACAAAGAGCACAUUCCUCUAAUUUUCAACCUUCUGACUGUCUCUCAAUGAAGAGAAGGUACUUGUCCCUCUCUAGAAAAAUGGACCGCUUUUCUAUGGAUUGAACAGAAUCACAGAAUCGUGUAAGAAAAUCUUUGCCAUUGUGUGGAGAUAAACUGCUGCCUUUCUGUUUAUUAAGUGGGGGUCUGUGGGUCCAUGUAGCAGAAUGAGGGAGCCAUUUGGAAAGGGCUUGCUUAUGUCACUGCACGUGAUCUCAUCGGGAACAUCCAUGGAGCCAGCAUUUCUGUAACGCAGCAAUGAGUGGUGGGUGUUAAAGUGAAGAGUGAGAUAAAAAUGUGCUGGUUGGGGGCUUCCCUGGUGGCGCAGUGGUUGAGAUCUGCCUGCCAAUGCAGGGGACACGGGUUCGAGCCCUGGUCUGGGAAGAUCCCACAUGCCGCGGAGCAACUAGGCCCGUGAGCCACAACUACUGAGCCUGCGCGUCUGGAGCCUGUGCUCCGCAACAAGAGAGGCCGCGAUAGUGAGAGGCCCGUGCACCGCGAUGAAGAGUGGCCCCCGCUCGCCGCAACUGGAGAAAGCCCUCGCACAGAAACGAAGACCCAACACAGCC